UUGCAACCCUGUGCACAAGAAAUUGAGCUGAUUGUGUGUCCAACAACUAAACAAAUUUUUGGGAAUACAAUUAGCAAAUAAUUUUUGUAUAAAAAGAUGUUAUGCCGUCUGUGCAUUAGUGAUUGUGAUGAAUCCUCUGUAGAGCUUUUGGAUUCCGAGGGAAAAAGUACUACAGUUUACAAUGUUGUUGCGAAGUAUUUUGAGAAAGAGAUCAAUAAUAUGACCAAAGUAAAAUCAGAAUUUGAUACAGCGCAAUAUGCAGAGUCAAUAAACUUGAAAACUCAAGUGGUAUGCGUCAAUUGCUGGCGACGCAUAGAUGAUUUCCAUAAAUGGCAGGAAGAGGUGGUGAUCCAGCAAGAAGAGCGCUUAAAACAGCUUCAACUACCGUAUCAAAGGGAUAUGGUUGAAUGUGUGAAAUUAGAAAUGGAAAUGGAUGUCAACAACGUAGAUAUAUUUGCAGAUUCUUUUGCCGAUGAUAUAUGUGAUAAUGAUGAGUUCUUAAAUGAGGCAACAGAAGAUCCUGUAGCUGUGUGCGAAACACAACAUGAAGGCCCUCCAAACAACUUUCUCUUUGUGGAUCAAGUAAUGGAUGACAAUGGUGGUAAUGAUAGCGCCUAUGAUGACAUGCCAUUGAUAUAUAGAAAAAAACUGGCAAAAAGUAAAACUCCAGUCGCGGCCAUUAAAAAGACCAGAAAAAGAAGAAAGCCCAAUAGAGUGGAGAAGAAAACAUCAGAAGUCGAAUCGAAUGGGGAAUCUAAUGUAGAUGAGGAUAAAGAUGUUAUAAACACUCCUGACAAAGUUAAAGAAAAAAAUGGGAAAACAAAAAAUUUCGAUGCCUUUAUAGCCCAACAUUUCAAAGAGCAAUUGCCUUGUGAGCUGUGUGGACAUCAGUCCGCUGAUUUCACUGAGCUGCGCUUACACUUUCGCGAAGUACACAAACACGAAAAGGGUUACGUAAUAUGUUGUAAGCACAAGUACAGCCAACGGUUCCACUUCGUUGAACAUUUGCAAGUGCAUUUGAAUCCACAAAAGUUUCAGUGUACUGAAUGUGGUAAAUGUAGUGCCAAUGGUAGGAGUUUGGUAGCGCAUAUGAAAUCAAUGCACGGGCCAAAGCCAUUAGAACGGCGCUUCGAAUGUGAAAUUUGUCAUAAAAAAUUUGCUAAGCAACCCAUUUUGAAAACGCAUAUGGAAACCCACGCUGAAGGCAAUCCCGAUCACGUCUGCAAAGAAUGCGGAAAGGGCUUUGUGUUAGAGAGUCGUCUCAACAUUCACAUUCGCAAUGUACACAGCACUGCCUAUCAAAGUGUUUGUGAUCAAUGUGGUAAAUCCUUCCGUGGCCGUUAUGCGCUAAGAUACCAUAUGCUAGAACAUGAGGGUGGAGGUAAACGACUUUGGCCCUGUGAUAUAUGCGAAGCUCAGUUACAUUCCAAAUUCAGUUUGGGGCGACAUAAACGUAUAGCUCAUCAUGACGGAUCGACAGUAUAUGUUUGUGGUGAAUGUGGCAAAGUGGCGUUGACUGAGGAUGCCCUAAAGUCGCAUAAACGCUACGUACACCAGCGAGAGCGCAUUCACAAAUGCACGGUGUGCGAAAAAGCAUUCAAGGCAUCCAAAGUAUUGAAGGAACAUAUGACAACACAUACUGGCGAGGAUCUGUAUCAAUGUCCGCAUUGCCCGCGUACCUUUAAGGUGAAUGCGAAUUUGCACCAUCAUCGCAAACGAAAACAUCCUAAAGAAUGGGCGGAAAAUCGAAGACAGCGGCAAAUGUCUUUCAAACGUGUAGACCUUAGCACCAUAUCGAAUGAAGUGGUGUUGUAAGUACGAGUAUAUAUGUAUAAAGGAUGUGAUUGCAUUGACCCGAUAAAUAUGUUUUUGUAUAAAAUGAAAUGCUUAAAUCAUAGUUUUUUAGUAAUGGUAUUGGCGCAAAUAUAUCUAACCUCUUUUUAA
Molecule: messenger RNA, 1944 nt
Organism: Anastrepha obliqua
Lineage: Eukaryota; Metazoa; Arthropoda; Insecta; Diptera; Tephritidae
Product: transcription factor grauzone-like
Exons: 4
Coding region: 97-1815 (572 amino acids)
Cellular component (GO): nucleus
Molecular function (GO): zinc ion binding
Source: RefSeq, a predicted model, not a curated record